AGGUCUGCCCUUUCCCCCACACUUGUCCUCAUUGUAUAGUCUACUUUGGAAUUCCAAUUUUUACUUGUACUUGUUUUGGUUCUUGUAAAGAGAUAGAAGAUUUGCGUGCUCACUUGUUGUCAAGAGAUUAGCGUGCUAGUGCCUUGGUAUCGUCUCGUUGACCAUCCUAAAGGUAAAUAUAACAUCGAAGCAGAUGGAUGGUGCCACCUAGUGUGUCUUUGCUCGCGUCUUCUCUCAGAAGAUCGACUUUCUCCAUCGCACGCAAACGCGGCAGGAGAUCCGUUUAUCCUUUAAUUGGUGCUGUUAGAACCAGAGAUUACACUUUUGCUCACCACGAGCGCUUGGGCAGAAGUUGUUUCAGUACAGCAGCUGGCGCACCAAGUGCGGAUUCAAAAAUUGCUGUAGGAGCGACUGCUAUUAAAGGUGGCGCGAGCAAGAUAACGACUGGAGAAAACGGAACAUCAGGUUCCUCAAUCACCCGGACGUCCUCCUCUUUUGCUGCAACAUCAACAUUAUCUUCUAGGAUCAACACAAUGGCGGGUGGCGGAGAUAUGGCUGCGACUUCGUCGCUUGAGAUAGUUCGGCCGGUCGACGGUUCAGUGGUCGAGGAUAUCGAGAAGCCUGUCGAGGACCAUCGUAGUUACAGGUAUUUUGCAUUGCCGAAUGGGAUGCAAGUCUGCGCAAUAUCGGACCCAAAAUGCGAUAAAGCCAGUGCCUGUCUGUCGGUGCGGGUUGGCUCAUUAUUUGAGCCGAAGGAAAUCCAAGGCCUAGCCCACUUUUGUGAGCACAUGCUUUUUCUGGGAACGAAAAAGUAUCCCAAAGAGGACGACUACAACGAAUUUCUCGCUAAGAACGGUGGUCACAGUAAUGCCUUCACCGCAGGCACGCAGACCGUCUAUUACUUCGACGUCGGUACUACUAGUCUGCUACUAUACAAUGAAUGUUCUGCUCUUCUAAUAUCAAUAUCUUGUUGUAGUUGUUUGAAAAGAUAUCGAAACUAUGAACUCUUCACGCUGGUUGUUCGACGCUUUUGUUCUUCUGCCUCAACAACCUCAUAGAUUUGAAACAACUUUUUAUGACAACAACUACUACGACGUGCUCAUCAGGUAAAGACCAUCUGGACGGCGCUCUGGAUCGUUUUUCGCGUUUUUUCCUCGACCCUCUGUUCACUGAGGGCGCAACCGAACGGGAAUUGAAAGCAGUUCAUAGUGAGCACACAAAGAACAUGCAAAGCGACCGGUGGCGACGGAACCAACUGAUGAAAAAUCAGUUUAAUCCCGAGCAUGCUUUGCAUGGAUUUUCCACGGGAAACAACGAGACGCUUCUCGACGGACCAAAGGCACAGAAUAUUGACCUAAGGCAGGCUUUGCUGGAUUUCCACGCAAAAUACUACUCGGCUAAUGUCAUGACGCUGUCAUUGCUAGGGUCAGAAUCGCUGGACGAGUUGCAGAAAACAAUCGUUGGCAAAUUCUCGGACGUCGUCAACAAAGAUGUGGACAUUCCGCGUGGUGCGGAUAUUGGCCAGGGCAAGAAUGCUAUUCUCUCGGAAAACAUGCGCACGCAAAUGUUUGUGCUGCCAGUGAAGGACGAAAAGUCGGUGUCCUUCCAGUUUCUGCUGCCAGAACAGAACCUACUAUGGAAAACAAAACCGACAAAGUAUAGACUUCUAAUUUUUUUCAUGCCUGCUUCACCCACUAGUAGUACUUGAAAUAUCGUAUUACUAUUAACCUUACACAAUUUCUUUCGUCCUCUACUUAAUUUCGUGAUCGUUGAAUAACAGACACAGCAUCAUCAGCAUGAUUCCCAUUAUUAUUGACUCAGGUAUUUGUCACACAUGCUUGGGCAUGAAGGCAAGGGUAGUAUCUUUUCGCGACUGAAGGAAGCUGGCCUUGCAACAGAGCUGUGCGCCGGUCAGGCAUUCGAUGAGGCAGGAGUUUGCUUCUUCGCAAUCGACGUCCAGCUGACCGAAAAAGGCGAAAAAAACGUUCCGCUAGUAGGAGAAAUGCUCUUCUCGUACAUAGCCAAACUGAAAAAGGAAACAACAAAAAUCGCCGCAGGCGAAGUUCCAAAGGACGACGCUGUCCUUUACAAGGUACUUUAUUGUAAUCUCAACAUCAAUAACAUCUUCACCAAUAGUUCUGUACUGGUCGUCUCACGAUGAUGUCGAGCGCUAUAUUUGCUCGUCACACCAGGUACGAGUCACAUUAGCAAUUAGAAUUACAUUCUUGUUGUAAAAGAAAUAUGCAAUUGUUUCUGUAACUAACUACCGAAGUUUUUCUACUCCAUCUCCAGGUUUUCCGUGAAAUGACUCUGGUUGACGAGAUGAGCUUCAAGUUUCGGUCCUUGUCCGAACCGAGUAGCGCGACCAUGGGUGUAGCGCAGGGUUUGCAGGAACACACAGUGCCAGCCGAAAAGGUGAUGUCCGCACACGCCAAGAUUUGGGAGUAUGAUCCGGCGCUUGUGCACGACACGCUGAGUCGAUUUACACUUGACAAUUUGCAGCUUGUUCGCGUCGGACAGAUUUACACGGACGAAUGCACCGAGAAGGAGCACUGGUACGGAACGCAUCACUCGAAGAUCCUGCCCCUAGACACGGAGUGUUCGGAGAAAUGGGAUAACCCAGGCGACUUUUCUCUAGACCUGUUUCACCCGAAUCCCUUUAUAGCGGAGCGUCUCGACUUCAAGCCGUUUGCGGGUGGACCCGAUAAACCGGAGUCACCACCGCAGCGUUACGUGGUCACGCAGGCUGAGCAAUUUUCGCCUUCGAGUAGAUCUGCAAAGGAACCUGCAUCACCCACGCACAACGGAAGUACCAGUAAGUCAACAAAAGUUGGUGGGUCUACACCAAGUAGUCCCUCAUCCAGUAGCUCUUCCUCGUCUCCGACAAGCACCUCCCUGCAUCUGUAUCAUAAGCAGGACCAGCAGUUUCGGCUUCCGAAAGCCUACUUGGCGCUGAGUGUGUACUCACCCUACACCUCGGAAUCCGCGACGAACAUGAUGAAGACGGAGCUGUGGAGUCAGUGCUUGGCAGAGGAGCUGAGCGAGUACAGCUACGACGCGGAGCUUGCUGGAGUCAUGUACAAAAUGGGAGCGGACCAGCGGGGAUUUUCCUUACAGGUUGGCGGAUACGACGACAAGUUGGACGUGCUCCUAGGAGCCGUGAGUGAACGCAUAGCUCGCGGGGGUGAGGUUUCCCCGGCAAUCUAUGAUCUAGUGUACGAGCGCUUCUGUCGCGACAUGCUUAACGCGUCGUUGAAGCGACAGCCAUAUCACCAAGCGCUGAGCUGGCGCAACCGGAUGAUGACAAAGAAUGCUUUGCUAUACGGAGAAAAGCUAAAAAUCCUCGAAAAUAUUAAGCGAGAAGACCUCACAGACAUUUGUCGAGACAUUUUUAGGCCCGUCAUUCCAGGUGGAGAUACGACUUCCUCUCCUUCAUCUUCCGCCGAGAGUAUGCUUCCGGCAUCUGGCUGUCACGUAGAGGGCUUAGCGAUGGGUAAUCUGACGAAGGCAGAAACGAAAAGCGUGGUCUUAGCGGAGUUUAUGCGCAAAGCAGCAAAUGCAUCUUCAGGAGGAAAUACAUUUUCAUCUUCAGCUACAGCUACACCAAUGCAGAAGGUCGCGCCGCCAACGUCAAUUGCACCUGUGAGCACCUUUUUGCUGAAUAGAGGUCAAAACUUCGCCAUGCGAAUCUUGGGCACAAAUCCUGCAGAGACCAACGGCAGCUCUGUGCUGUGUCUGCAGGUGGGAAAGACGUCCGUGGAAACGUGGAUGCUCACUAGUCUGUACACGCAGAUUUCGGCACAGAAGUUUUUCGACGAACUGCGAACUAAGCAGCAGUUGGGCUACAUUGUGGCGAGCCAGCCAGUGAAGAACUCUCAGAAGACGGAAAUUCUCUAUCUCGUCCAGUCCGAGGUCGCGCCAUCUACCUGUACACAACGCAUCGUAGACUUCUGCAAGAAAAUGCAGACCGAAUACUUCGUCCCCGAAGACAAAACUGUAGCAAAGGCAUCUGCUACUCCUAACGGAGGAGGAGCAGAGGUAGCACCAGCAGGUGGAGCAGAGGUGAAAAAUGGAACAGCAGGACCAGGAGGAGAGCAAGAGGAGAAUUCGCGUAUCAGUGAGCCUGUCUUCCAGGAAUACAAGCAAGCUCUGAUUGUGCAGCUAGAGGAGAAGCCGAAAAAGUUGGCGGAUGAGUUCUCAGAGCAUUGGUCGGAAGUUCGGGAGCGCACGAACGACUUCGGACGCCGCGAGCGGUCCAUCAAGUUCUUGAAGGAGCUCAAAUACGAAGACUUCUUGCGGUUCGCGCAGAAUAUCGGGAUCGCGAACAAUCCGAGCGUGUGUGUCGAGGUGGUUCCUCAUAACCUGAAAGAGACUGAAUUCGACACCGCCAAGCCCAAAAUCGCCUUGUCAGACGACGGACAAGAGGGGAAGAUUUGGCACCUAGCUUCAGCGGAAGAAGUCGAUCAGUUCUUCGUUAACUCCGAACAAGUUGCGGCAGUUGGAGACUGGUUACACUCGAACACAAAAAUCGACUCGAGCGAAGCCCUAUCCAAACUCUAAGAAAGCAGAUUGGACCCCAAUUCUCCUUUGACGAUUCCCUUUCAAGGUCCUACGUAUGGCUCUGGUUUGUGUGUUUUUGUCGUCCUCGACGUCAUCCACAUACCCAUUUUUCGUUAACUGCUGCGACGGACUUGUCGGUCCAUGAUAGUUUUGAGUGGUUUCAUCAUUGGUUGUCGCGAACCGUGACACCCAAGUCGAUGGUUUCUUACCAAUGCUUUGAGUUUGACUCGUCCUACAUCGUUUGAGUAGUUGGUGCAAUAUUAUCCCCAUACCCGUACUUGUACUACUUUGGGCUGGAUUGAAGAUCGAGUCUCUUCUUGGUUACAUACUGAGAACAAAGAGAACCAGGACCUGGAUUUUUCUCCUAGAAGUCACAGUCAGUCCAUUUAAUUUUAAUUAAGAGUCUUGUGGUUUUUCGUUCCACGCUUUGCUCCUAAAGAUUUUUCGAAAAGAUGAUUCAAGGAGCUCUUUGUGAGUAAGUAAUUAAGUGACUCUAGCUCUACUACCUCAAUGAUCAGGAGGAAGGACAAGGAUGAUCAACUUUCCGGCGUCAACCACGGCGAAUAUCAAGUGAAAAUGUUUGCAGCACUUAAAAUGCUAGAAGCAUCAAAUCAAUGUCGGCAAAACAAGAAGCAUGACCAUUAUUUAUUAUGAUUAUUUUUAAAUAAAAAUUUUAUUUCCUCGGAAGAGUCUGGAGGUCACAAACCCCCUUCU
Messenger RNA from Amoebophrya sp. A25, 5274 nucleotides. Lineage: Eukaryota; Dinophyceae; Syndiniales; Amoebophryaceae. The record is from the annotation of a GenBank genome assembly.